GUUAGCAAACAAACAAUUAAGUGAUCAAGAUCUCUUGUCUUGUUUCCCAAGUUCUCCACAUGUGGCAAACUAAAUUUUGCUCAAUUUGAUUUUCCGACUGUGAAUUCAGUACUUAGAGGAUGUAUUCUUCCUAACACGAAGGUGUAUCUCCUCUCUUCUUACAUUAAUCAGAAUUUAGAAUCAUUGUAAGUUUGUAACAAGGAAUGAUGAUAAAUUAAUGCAAAUCCAAAAAACAAAAGGAGGUUCUGAAAUUACGAUACCUAUAAGGAUUAGGAAAGGGUUUGUCGACUUGAGCUCUAUUUAUAUAUAUUUACUUGCAUGCUCUUGAGAUCAACACAACAACAACGAAGUAAACUAUCUAUAUAUAUAUAUCUUCUGAUUAUCGAAUACUUGCUUGAGUAUUGAUAAUAGGCUAGCUGAUCAAAUAUUUUAUUUAUUCAUAUUUUGAUAGGAUACAUAUAUAGAAGGAAGCAUGGCAGAAAGCACAAAAAGGAAAUUUGAGAGAGUAGAUUUUCUCAGUGAUCAUGUUAUGGCAUUGAAAGAAGCGAUACACGCUGACUUCAUCCUCAAACCUGGUGAUAAUGGACCAGGCAUCCCCACCCAUAAAGCUGUUCUGGCAGUGAAAUCAAAAGUGUUUAGAAGCAUGUUGGAAACUGAUGAAUGCAAAGUUUCACCUGAGAAAUCAAUCACUAUCCAUGACCUAAGCUACGGAGAACUCGAGUCUCUCCUUGAAUUCUUCUACAGUGGUACGUUGAGUCGUGACAACAAACAUGUUCGAGCCCUCUAUCUCGCUGCGGACAAGUACGACAUUCAAUACCUCCAAGAUAUUUGCAGAGAAAUAUUAAUCUCGUCUCUAAGCUCUGAAAACGUUCUUGACAUCAUCCAACUUUCAAAUAUCCCUUCGGAUGCAAUCCUCAAGGCAGCUGCGAUAGUUUUCCUUCUCAGAAGAAACAUAGGCAUGAUUUUUCAAAAGAGUUUUGAAACAUUUGCACUUAAGGACCCUAGUACGACCUUGGAGAUCUUUCAAGCCUGUAUAAGAAUCCUGCGUGCACUCAGCCGAAAACCAACACAGCCAAAUUAAAUGCCAAUUCUAGACUCUGCCUCUCGUUUGAUUCACACAAGAAAACUAAAUACAUGAUUAAUACUAUUUGUGAUUUUUGCUAAUGUUAUAGAGAAAUUAUACUCUAUAUACAAGAUUUUUACUUAUAUAGCCAAGUAAACUGCCAAAUACUAUUAUUAAAUUAUAAAAAUAUGAAUAUAUAUUCAUAAUUCUAAAAUAACAAGUCAAGCAAAAUACAAUC
Brassica napus (rape) is the source of this 1301-nucleotide messenger RNA. RefSeq names its product BTB/POZ domain-containing protein At1g01640-like. Bases 473 to 1081 code for a protein of 202 amino acids. NCBI's taxonomy places the organism in Eukaryota, Viridiplantae, Streptophyta, Magnoliopsida, Brassicales, Brassicaceae. The transcript is spliced from 2 exons. Gene Ontology annotation, molecular function: protein binding. The record is from RefSeq and is a predicted model, not a curated record.